GAUCGCAUGCACUGAAUAAUGUAAGGUGUCUGUUCUCUGCUGGGUACUGAAACACACAGCAAGCAGGCUGUAGCCCAGUAUCGACACUAUGCAGGCAUCACACUGGUGGUAACCUGCUGCUGCCACAACAAGCCGUUGCCCGGUGUAUUUAAAACGAGGCAUGCGCAAAUAUGCAAUUGUGGAGACCAGUGAAAUGACUAUAUAGCACGGUUCCCCAGCUGGCGUCCCGCUGCUGACUCUAGUUGAUGAUACCUGCUGUAUAGCCUUCAGUCCUGCUGAUUUGAAUAGUAUCAAGCCCGUGAUCAGAGCAACAGACGGCUCUUUGGGGAUCUCAUUUUCAUCCACUUCAGUCCUCUAUGUGAGACAAGCAGGAUGGGCUGUUCCACGAGUACCCAGACAACAGCGCAGGACACCACCAGACAGCCCAGCUCUAAACCAGAGGAAAGCAAUGGAAUCAGCACUACAGGGGCGGCUAAUGAGAACGGUAAGGUUGCGGAGGACAGUGAGACCAUCCCAGAUCACACAGUGACCGUAGCAGCCACAGGAGGGGAGGCCCAGUCUGCUCCGGCUGCAGCCCAAGCCGAGGCUCCUGCAGACACCACAGACCCAGUCCCUGCAGCGGAGACCCCGGCCCAGAGUGAGACCCAGCCUGCAGCCGAUGCUCCUGCAGCAGCCACUUCCCCCGAGCAGCCAGCCAGCUCUCCAGAGCCUCCCCCUGCAGCCCAGGACCCAGCUGAGGUCACAGCAGAGGCCGAUACAACUGCAACGAGCCCCUAGUCAGGGAAAUGAAGCCGGUCUUCCCAUUGUUGUGGAUGAAGAAUCUGCAUGAAUGUCCUAAUUUGAAAGCGAGAGAGGAUGACAAUAUAUACACACCACUUGCCUGUUGCCAAGCUGCAGACCAGCUGAUCUCUGU
Molecule: messenger RNA, 913 nt
Organism: Oncorhynchus gorbuscha (pink salmon)
Lineage: Eukaryota; Metazoa; Chordata; Actinopteri; Salmoniformes; Salmonidae
Exons: 4
Coding region: 373-777 (134 amino acids)
Source: RefSeq, a predicted model, not a curated record